Molecule: messenger RNA, 1773 nt
Organism: Alternaria atra
Lineage: Eukaryota; Fungi; Ascomycota; Dothideomycetes; Pleosporales; Pleosporaceae
Exons: 3
Coding region: 1-1773 (590 amino acids)
Biological process (GO): xanthine transport; transmembrane transport
Cellular component (GO): fungal-type vacuole; membrane
Molecular function (GO): xanthine transmembrane transporter activity
Source: RefSeq, a predicted model, not a curated record
AUGGCUGACAUGAUCGGCCCCGACCAUACGCCAAAGCGAAGCUUUGGAGAGCAAGCAAGACGCGCCAUGAAGGCUUUCACGACAAAAGACGGGUUAGUUGGCACUUAUGACUAUGGCUUUCUCUUCCGACCAAACCUCCCUUUUAUGAAGAAGGAGCGAAGAGCAGCUCCCUUCUUUGGCCUUAACGAUCGCAUGCCAGUACUACUAGCUCUUCUUCUCGGAUUUCAGCAUGCGCUCGCCAUGUUAGCAGGUGUCAUAACACCUCCCAUUAUCCUCGCCAACGCCGCACAUCUAAGUUCAGACCAACAACGCUACCUUGUUUCCACUUCACUGGUAGUCUGUGGAAUCCUAUCCUCUGUCCAGAUUACGCGCUUCCACAUUUGGAAAUCCCCGUACUACAUCGGCACUGGUCUAAUCUCAGUUGUUGGUACCUCUUUUGCGACUAUUCCCGUGGCGACUGGUGCGCUUAGCCAGAUGUACGCGACUGGGUUCUGCCCAACUGCUGCUGAUGGCACAAGACUGCCUUGCCCCGACGGAUACGGUGCUAUCCUCGGUACUUGUGCUGUAUGCGCCUUGCUCGAAAUCGGCAUGUCCUUCACCAGCCCGCGUAUCCUCAAGAAGGUCUUCCCGCCCCUAGUUACUGGACCUACGGUUCUACUCAUCGGUGUCCAUCUCAUCGAAACUGGAUUCCAAAACUGGGCUGGUGGCUCCGGCGAUUGCCAGUCCCGCCCGGAAUCUGGCCUGUUCGCGCUAUGUCCCAACAUUAACGCUCCUCACCCUCUUCCCUGGGGUAGCGCCGAGUUCAUCGGUCUUGGUUUUAGUGUUUUCAUCACCAUCAUCCUCUGCGAACGUUUCGGUUCACCAAUCAUGAAGUCUACCGCUGUCGUUGUGGGACUGCUCGUCGGAUGCAUAAUCGCAGGUGCAACAGGCUACUUCGACAAGUCCACCAUUGAUGCCGCACCUGCUGUAUCCUUCAUCUGGGUCAACACCUUCAAGCUCUCCGUUUAUGGGCCCAUCGUACUGCCUCUGUUAGCAGUUUACAUGGUUUGCGCCAUGGAAGCCAUAGGUGAUAUUACUGCCACUUGCGACGUUUCGCGCCUCGAAGUUGAUGGCGAAAUGUUCGAUUCUCGAAUUCAAGGUGGUGUCCUUGCAGAUGGUCUGAAUGGCAUGAUAGCCGCCCUUUGCACCAUCACACCCAUGAGUACCUUCGCUCAAAACAACGGCGUUAUCGCUUUGACACGUUGCGCAAACCGAAAAGCCGGUUACGCAUGUUGCUUUUGGCUCAUCGUCAUGGGCAUCUUCGCUAAAUUCGCCGCUGCCCUUGUUGCCAUCCCAUCAGCAGUUCUCGGCGGAAUGACUACCUUCCUGUUCAGUGCCGUAGCUGUAUCUGGUAUCAGAAUUAUUAGCACCAUGCCUUUCACCCGCCGCAACCGCUUCAUUCUCACCGCGGGAUUCACACUGGGUUUCGGUGCUACCAUGGUUCCCGACUGGUUUGAUCAUGUUUUCACCUACGAUGGACCGAACCACGCUCUUCAGGGCUUCUACAACGCUAUAGUUUUGAUUUUGGAAACCGGCUUCGCUGUUGUUGCUCUUGUCAAUGUUAUCCUCAACCUUGUCCUGCCUGAGGAGAUUGAGGACGAGGAGACACCAGAGUUGACUGCGAAUGAAGUCGAUGAGCCGGCGGACAAGGAAGAGUGGGCGAGGAUUAGGAAAGGAGCUACCGAUGUUGAAGGCCGACCGAGUUCGGAUAUCGAGCCUAGCAAGGUUGCAUGA